Molecule: messenger RNA, 1662 nt
Organism: Pelodiscus sinensis (Chinese soft-shelled turtle)
Lineage: Eukaryota; Metazoa; Chordata; Testudines; Trionychidae
Source: RefSeq, a predicted model, not a curated record
AUGUCACUUGUUGCUCCAGUUCACCUCUCCAUGGUUGAACUAUGCACGACACACAGACUGGCACAGAGUGACUUGGCUAAUGAGUUAGUUGCCUUCGCUACAACUAAAGAAGAUGGGUCGCUUCUCACUGUAGAGUUCCUGAAUGUCUUCGAACAUGAAGUACUCAACAAAAAAGUUAAUAAGGUUAAUCAAAAAAAGGAUAAUAGAUACUCUGGAAUCAAGAAUAUCAACACCAUUCAGGAACUCAUUGAUGCAGAUGAGGAAGAGGAGGAUAUCUUAGAUGCCUACACAACACCGUCAAAAGGCUCUCAGAAACGGAACGUAACAACACCAGAGACUCCACGGUCUAAAAGGACUUUAUCCACCCGUAGCCCCUACUUGCUUUUCUCUCCAAACAGUUUCUCACCAAGUGCUACUCCCUCCCAGAAGUAUGGCUCUCGGAGCAACCGAGGUGAGGUGGUAACUUCGUUCGGCUCUGUGCAGGGCACCUCCUGGAGUGGAAAAGGAGGCCACAGAUCAAGUGUGAAGCUUUUUGGUCCACCAGAACAGUUGCUCACCAAGAGUUACAAAUUCAUGUUCCAAAAGUUUCGUGACAUCCGGGAAGUGUUGUCCUGGAAGACAGAAGAACUUGGGGAUGCACUAAAGAAAUACUACAAGAUUGAGGAGUUCACUUCUGUGUUAGUCCCUGCACAGGAGCCAGUCACUGUACUGGGACAGAUUGGCUGUGACAGCAAUGGAAAACUGAAUGCCAAGUCAGUCAUUCUAGAAGGGGAUCGGGAACACUCCUCAGGAGGGCAAGUUCCUGUGGAUUUAUCAGAACUUAAAGAAUACUCCCUCUUUCCGGGACAGGUUGUGAUAAUGGAGAGUAUUAACAGUACAGGUGGAAAACUGGUUCCAUCUAAGCUGUAUGAGGGGGUGCCCCUUCCUUUCUACCAAUCUACAGAGCAAGUUGAAGAUUUGGAGCAGCAGAUGGUCUUGGUUGCUUGUGGGCCCUACACAACUUCUGACAGCAUCACUUAUGAUCCUAUGUUGGAUCUGAUUGAUGUUAUCAACAAAGACAAGCCAGACGUCUGUAUCCUGUUGGGUCCUUUUCUCGAUGCUAAACAUGAGCAAGUUGAGAACUGUCAGCUCACUGGCUCGUUUGAGGAUAUCUUUAAACAUUGUCUGAAGAUGAUAAUUGAAGGGACAAGAAGUGCAGGUUCCCAGCUCGUGUUUGUACCGUCACUGAGAGAUGUGCACCAUGACUACAUAUAUCCACAGCCGCCUUUCACCUGCUAUGAUCUGUCUAAAGAUGACAAACAGCGAGUAUACUUUGUGUCCGACCCCUGUACUCUGGCAAUAAAUGGAGUCAUUUUUGGCCUGACUUCUACAGAUCUGCUCUUCCAUAUGGGUGCUGAAGAGAUUAGCAGCUCUUCUGGUGUCUCAGACCGGUUCACUCGAAUCCUUAAGCAUGUCCUAACACAGAGAAGUUAUUACCCACUCUACCCUCCCUCGGAAGAGAUGAACAUUGAUUAUGAGAACUUCUAUAAUUAUGUACCUUGGCCAGUCACCCCGGAUAUCCUCAUUACUCCAUCUGAGCUGAGAUAUUUUGUUAAGGUAAGCUGGGAGCAUAAAAACAUUUUGUCUGGGAUUUUCAGUGAGGCCUAGGGAGUUAUACACAUA